This is a messenger RNA of Colossoma macropomum (tambaqui), 3431 nucleotides long. It is a transcript of the gene xylt1, whose product is annotated as xylosyltransferase I. Gene Ontology annotation, molecular function: protein xylosyltransferase activity. Gene Ontology annotation, biological process: heparan sulfate proteoglycan biosynthetic process; chondroitin sulfate proteoglycan biosynthetic process. The coding region runs from base 1 to 2778 and encodes 925 amino acids. The transcript is spliced from 11 exons. Gene Ontology annotation, cellular component: membrane. NCBI's taxonomy places the organism in Eukaryota, Metazoa, Chordata, Actinopteri, Characiformes, Serrasalmidae. The record is from RefSeq and is a predicted model, not a curated record.
AUGGUGUCCGGCGUGUGCGCCCGUAAGUCCGCGGCUCGCCGCUCGCGCUCCGCUCUCAUCGUCGCGCUGACGGUUCUGCUGCUGCAGACGCUCGUGGUGUGGAACUUCAGCAGUCUGGACUCGGGAGACGGCGCGGGCGAGGACGGAGGAGCAGCCGCCGCCGGAGGAGGAGGAGGCGCUGGAGGAGGCAGGGAGAAGAGGGACCGGCUGGCCGCUGUCGAGUACCCGAGGAGCGGCGUCCACAGGCGGCAGCAGCCACCGCCACCCCCGCCGGGCAGAGCGGCUCUCCGACACAGACAGCAGCCGGAUGUCUACUACUCCCACCGGCCCAAGGAGAAAGUCCGCGUGGACAGCAACAACGAGAACUCGGUGCCAAAGGACUUUGAGAACAUAGACAACAGCAAUUUCGGCAAACCCACCAAACACAAGCAGGAGCUGCUAGAAAAGGCCCACGCCCAGCGAGGCCUGGCCAAAAGCUCCAACGAGGUGGUCCGGUAUGGUCCUGGCGAGAGUGGCCCCAACGGUACGCGGACAGCGCUCCGACCGGGCUCCUCCCACUCCACCCCGCACCCCCAGCGGGCCCAGCCGCACCGCCACCACGUCCAGCAUUCCAGACGGCCAGCCGCCCCCACCCCCGACAUCAAGUACGACCAGCCGCCCAAAUGCGAGAUCACAGGCAAGGAGGCCAUCUCGGCCCUCUCCCGCGCCAAGACCAAGGAGUGCCGGCAGCAGAUAGCCGAGGUUUACUGCCGCCACAAAGAGAAGCAGCUGAUGCCCGAAAAGGUCACUCGCUACUGCCCCCUAGAAGGGAAGGCGAGUAUGAACGUGCACUGGGAGGAGGACUCCAUGGAGACGGUGCCGGCGGUGCCUGUGCGGAUCGCCUUCAUGCUGGUGGUCCACGGCCGAGCGGCCCGCCAGGUGCAGCGCCUCUUCAAGGCCAUUUACCACACGUCUCACUUCUACUACAUCCAUGUGGAUCAGCGGUCGAAUUACCUCCACAGGCAGAUGUUGGCGCUGGCCAACCAGUACCCGAACGUGCGGAUCACUCCCUGGCGCAUGUCCACCAUCUGGGGUGGCGCCAGCCUGCUGAGUAUGUACCUGCAGAGCAUGAGGGACCUGCUGGCCAUGACCGAGUGGCCCUGGGACUUCUUCAUCAACCUGAGCGCUGCAGACUACCCCAUCAGGACGAACGAUCAGCUGGUGGCCUUUCUGUCAAAGUACCGCGACAUGAACUUCAUCAAGUCUCACGGGAGGGACAACGCACGCUUCAUCCGAAAGCAGGGCCUGGACCGGCUGUUCUUCGAGUGCGACACACACAUGUGGCGUCUGGGGGACAGGAAAAUUCCGGAGGGGAUCUCUGUGGACGGCGGCUCCGACUGGUUCCUGCUGAAUCGUGCGUUCGUGGAGUACGUCAUCAACUCGGAGGACGACCUGGUGACCAGCAUGAAGCGCUUCUACGCCUACACGCUGCUGCCGGCCGAGUCUUUCUUCCACACCGUGUUGGAGAACAGCCCCCACUGUGAGAGCAUGGUGGACAAUAACCUGCGCAUCACUAACUGGAACAGAAAGCUGGGCUGUAAGUGCCAGUAUAAGCACAUUGUGGACUGGUGCGGCUGCUCACCAAACGACUUCAAACCCUCUGACCUGCCGCGCUUCCAGCAAACGACCAGGCCCACGUUCUUUGCGCGGAAGUUUGAGGCCAGCGUGAAUCAGGAGAUCGUGAACCAGCUGGACUCCUUCCUCUUCGGCAGCCUCCCUCAGGGCACGCCGGGCCUCAGCUCUUACUGGGAGAACGUGUACGACGAGGCCGACGGCGUCCACAGCCUGAGCGACGCCCUCCUCACACAUUUCCACGCUUUCGCCCGCCUCGGCCUGACCCGGGCCACCAGCUCGCUGCAGGGCGACUCCAGCGACAAUCGCUGCAGGUACUUUGCCAUGGGCCACCCCGUGUCUGUCCAUAUCUACUUCCUGUCUGACGAGUUUCAGGGCUACCUGGUUAGACAUCACGCCACCAACCUGGCCACCAGCAAGCUGGAGACUCUGGAGACCUGGGUGAUGCCCAAGAAGUUCUUCAAAUUCACCAACCCGCCAAACAGCUUCAACAGGCUGCAGCUUGCGGAGAUUGGGACGGACUGGGACGCUAAGGAGAGAAUCUUCCGGAACUUUGGGAAUCUGAUGGGUCCGACGGAUGAGCCGGUGGGGAUGCAGAAGUGGGGUAAAGGGCCCAACGUGACAGUGACCGUGGUGUGGAUCGACCCCACCAACGUCAUCGCCGCCACCUAUGACAUCCUGAUCGACGCGAGCGCAGAGUUCACGCACUACAGACCCCCGCUCAACCUGCCCCUGCGGCCCGGCAUGUGGACGGUCAGAGUGCUGCACCACUGGAGCCCCGUGGCCGAAACGCGGUUCCUCAUCACCCCCGUCACGCACCACAAACACCUGCCCAUCCGCCAAGAGGACGCCCUGAAAGUGCACAACGGGCCGGCCAAGAACAGCUACAUGGAGCAGAGUUUCCACGGGCUGAACCCCAUCCUGAACAUCCCCGUGCACCUGGGCGAGGUGGAGGCGGCCGAGCACAACGCGGGGCUGACCGGCGCCAAGCUGGAACGCUGGGUGGACAGCCUGGUGGGCGAGGUGUGGUCGGCGGUGGACGUGUGCUCCACGGCACCCAGCGGCUGCCCCGUCAUGCAGACGUGCAGGGAGACGGCCUGGAGCUCCCUCAGCCCGGACCCCAAAUCUCAGCUGGGCCCACCCAGGGCAAACGGCAGGGUCAGGUAGCAGCAGCCGCACGGCCGCCGCUCCUGCCCGACCUGUUUGUGUUGUUGUUGUUUUUAUGUUUUUUCUUUAUUUAUUUCUUUACCAUCACUCAUAUGAGUCGCUCUUGUCGCAGCUCUCAGAUACAGUGCGAGUCGUGCGAAAGUGUACGAAGUAAGAACUUUUAGCCGAUGUUUUGCUGGGUGUUUCACUUGUAGUCAUGUGAGUGCUGUCGAGCUUUUCUCCUCUAUUUAUUUUAGGUUUGAAAACUGAGAUAACUGUGAUUGAACUUUUGCUAAACAGAUGAGAACGAGAUGCCUUUUACGCAGUCUUUGCUGCUGGAAGCUGAAAGUCAUGAAGGUCUUUGCAAGCACAGAAAGGACCUAAACACUGGUAGUGUGACCAAAAGGCGUACAUUUACAGUAAGCCUGUCUUUAACGACACAAACCUCCACACACAGAAGCAUGCAGUUCACUAAUAUAAGACUCAGGACUGUGCAAAAGGCAGAGCCCUUAUUUCUUGAAUUUUCUAUCAAAACAGCCAUUAAGUACAAGAUUUGCAAACGUAUAGUUCUUACUAGACACCUGCAGUGCCCCCAUCAGAUAAACAGCACUUAAAGCUUUCAUCUCUGAGAGAGAGGAGAAAAUCAAGCUGAUCAGAUCUGAAAACAUCCACAG